Messenger RNA from Oncorhynchus nerka (sockeye salmon), 624 nucleotides. Its product is annotated as pro-thyrotropin-releasing hormone-B-like. The transcript has a single exon. Lineage: Eukaryota; Metazoa; Chordata; Actinopteri; Salmoniformes; Salmonidae. The record is from RefSeq and is a predicted model, not a curated record. Bases 1 to 624 code for a protein of 207 amino acids.
AUGACCCACAUAGUAAAAGCAGAAGAGAAAGUCCUCAUCAGUGUGAUUCACAUCGGCAUUGAUCACAGUGGACAGAGGGACCUGUCCAAGGCUGAGCUGUUGAGGAAGAGUCACAGAGGACAGAGGGACCUGUCCAAGGCUGAGCUGUUGAGGAAGAGUCACAGAGGACAGAGGGACCUGUCCAAGGCUGAGCUGUUGAGGAAGAGUCACAGUGGAGAGAGGGACCUGUCCAAGGCUGAGCUGUUGAGGAAGAGUCACAGUGGAGAGAGGGACCUGUCCAAGGCUGAGCUGUUGAGGAAGAGUCACAGUGGACAGAGGGACCUGUCCAAUGCUGAGCUGUUGAGGAAGAGUCACAGUGGAGAGAGGGACCUGUCCAAGGCUGAGCUGUUGAGGAAGAGUCACAGUGGACAGAUGGACCUGUCCAAGGCUGAGCUGUUGAGGAAGAGUCACAGUGGACAGAGGGACCUGUCCAAGGCUGAGCUGUUGAGGAAGAGUCACAGUGGACAGAGGGACCUGUCCAAGGCUGAGCUGUCGAGGAAGAGUCACAGUGGACAGAGGGACCUGUCCAAGGCUGAGCUGUUGAGGAAGAGUCACAGAGGGACCUGUCCAAGGCUGAGCUGUUGA